This is a messenger RNA of Penicillium waksmanii, 1395 nucleotides long. Its product is annotated as initiator tRNA phosphoribosyl transferase family protein. The record is from RefSeq and is a predicted model, not a curated record. The transcript has 5 exons. Gene Ontology annotation, cellular component: cytoplasm. The coding region runs from base 1 to 1395 and encodes 464 amino acids. Gene Ontology annotation, biological process: charged-tRNA amino acid modification. Gene Ontology annotation, molecular function: tRNA adenosine(64)-2'-O-ribosylphosphate transferase activity. Lineage: Eukaryota; Fungi; Ascomycota; Eurotiomycetes; Eurotiales; Aspergillaceae.
AUGGCCAACCAAGAAUCGGCAGAGACGCCAGGCGCAUUUCCGACGCUGGACUCUCUUCUUUUCCCGUCCGCACAAACCUCCAUUUCACAGACUCUCGCUUCCUUGCGUAGGUCUGCACUGUCUGUUUCCAAUCGGCUGAAGUCCAUUGAAACAGAUGCGGAAUUUGUGCGCGAGGUCGCAGAACAUUAUGGACUGCCGCUUGUUGCGAAUGAACGCUGUGGGAGCUGGUAUAUUGACCCCGAGACCAAGAGUGGUAGUGCUUAUUUUAAGAGCACGGAUGGUCACAGUGGACAGUGGGAUUUUAGCUUUCGUAGGCUGAAUUUGCAGCUUCUUCCUCUGGCUAGAGAAAAUGGGGGAUGUGUUAUCGUUGACUCGACCCGCCGAGGAAAAUUGAUGCCAGACGCAUUAUCCAAAACAAUCCCUAUCUGGGCCGCCGUCGUGAACCGCACACUCUUCCCCACCGAAACAGCAUAUCACCCCGUCCACCUCCCACCAAAUUACCUCGGCGCAUCAGAAGAAGCCCAGAUCAAAUCCCGCAUCGAUAGCUUCGUCGCCUCACUCAAGCUCGAUCUUAAUCAUCUACGCGAACAAUUAGGCAAACCGAUCCGCAUAGCAUGGGCCAAUCGCAGCUACUUCCACCCAACCGAUCUACACAAGGGCGAUGGAUAUAACCUGCUCGUGUUGUGCUCCGCGUCGCGGCGCGUGCAGGGCGCAGAGAUGUCUGAGGGUGGAUAUAUCCAGGGUGCAGGUGAUGAUGCGGAGGGCUGGGCUCAUGGGCUGACGCCGCCGGUCUUUUGGGAGCAUCGUGCGCGAUUGAAGGGGACUUCUGAGGAGGAGUUGCCUGCGCUUAUUGGGGAGUUGAUUGCUUCUUCUGGACCGGGUCAGGGUGAGGGUCAGGGUCAGGGUAAUGUGGCGCGUAUCGCGCCGACGAGGAAUUUGUUUAUUGGUGUUAGUUCUGGUGGGAUGGGGGAGGCGGGUUCGUAUGAUCUUGUCAUUGAUUGUAAUGAUAAUGGCACGGGCGAGGGCGAAGAAGGGGGUUCCAAGCCCAGUUGCAAGAAGUUGAAUCUGGGCUGUGCUUCCGGGAAGCUGGGGAGUCGAGAUCUACGGAAGUCGUUGGAUCGAGUGCGGGAGUUUGUUGCGAGGGAGUUUGCGGAAGACUCUUCGCGGUCUUUGUUGGUGACUUGUGAGAAUGGGAAGGAUCUUUCGGCAGGGACUCUGCUUGCGAUUAUUUGUCUUUUUUACAAUGAUCAAGGGGAAUUUGACAUCUCACAGGGCGAGCGCAGUGUCGGCAAACAAUACAUCCGACAGCGUCUUGCCUGGAUUGUGUCAUCGAAGCACGACGUGAACCCGUCCCGCUCAACGCUUCAAUCGGUCAACGCGUUUCUCAUGUCAUGA